Cicer arietinum (chickpea) is the source of this 598-nucleotide messenger RNA. Its product is annotated as egg cell-secreted protein 1.4-like. The record is from RefSeq and is a predicted model, not a curated record. Lineage: Eukaryota; Viridiplantae; Streptophyta; Magnoliopsida; Fabales; Fabaceae. Gene Ontology annotation, biological process: double fertilization forming a zygote and endosperm.
UACACUUAUAAUUUCUUAGCUGAAAAUAAAUAUUGGAAACACAAUGGUCAUGCGUUUUAGUGGUAAAAGGCUUCAUAGAACUCAAUAGCCUAACACAUGCUAUAUAAAUUACCAUAAUCAUUUCAUCCCUUUUCAUUCCAAUCCCUCUCUCCCAAUAUCAUUGUCAUCAUCCCUAAUGGCCAAGGCUAUCAUUUUGAAGCUGUUUGUUAUUCUUUCAUUGUCAACAAUGGUUAUGGCUAGGCCAAUUAGUUCCACAACAACCCUUGCAACACGUUUAUUUGUUGGCGAGAACAACAAAUGUUGGGAGACAAUGUUUGAGCUUCAACAUUGUACUGGCGAGAUUGUCCUCUUUUUUCUUAACGGCGAGACAAAACUUGGAUCGGGCUGUUGCAAUGCACUUCUCACUAUAGCCCAUCAAUGCUGGCCCAAUAUGCUUACUUCUUUGGGCCUCACACCUGAAGAAGCUGAACUCCUACGUGGAUAUUGCGAUGGUAUUGCAUCCGUCAACAAAUCGCUGCCACCAUUUGUCACUGUUAAUGCGCUUGGCCCUAUCAUGUCCAAUGACUAAUUUUUGUUGUUCAAGUUUCCACUCUUAUAU